Molecule: messenger RNA, 1251 nt
Organism: Rotaria sp. Silwood2
Lineage: Eukaryota; Metazoa; Rotifera; Eurotatoria; Philodinida; Philodinidae
Source: the annotation of a GenBank genome assembly
AUGUCUCUGAAAAAAUGGCGUACGAAUGGCGACAUCCGUAUUGAUUUGGCUUCAUUGAUAGACUUCAAUUUUGAUGACUUCAGAAAUCCUGAAAUAAUUCCAGCAUUACAUGAUAGUGAUAUAUUAAUAUGGUUAGAUAAAUAUAUUCAUGAGGAUGAUCAAGAUGAUAAACAUUCAAUCAAUCAACUUUGUCGCGUUACGAAUUUAAUUGUUAUUUUUAUAAAUGAAGAAGAAUGUUUGAAGUUUAUUAAAUCUAAAGCUACGAAAAAUAAAUUAUUUUUAAUUGUAUCCGGUUCAGUUGGUAAAUAUUUCGUUCCAAUUGUUAAUCAAUUAUCACAGAUCAAUUCAAUUUAUGUUUUUUGUGGAACCAAAAUUAGCCAUGAAUAUUGGGCAAAAAACUAUGAAAAAGUGAAAGGUGUUUUUAACAAUAUUAAAGAUCUUUGUGUAAAUCUUAAAUAUAAUAAAAUAAAAUUUGAACUGAAUUCAAUAACAAUCAAAAAUUUGAUAAAUUUUUCAUCAAAAAAAUCAUCAUUACCGUAUGAAUUCUAUGAAGUUAUUACUUUUAACAAUUCUAAAUGUGAUACUUAUCAACCGACAGAUGAUGUUCAAAUAUCAACUGCAUCAGCUGAUAUUCCAUUUAGUAACGAAGAAAACUGUUCGUCAAUAAAUGAAAUAGAAAUAGGAAUAAACAGUAGUGUAGAAUCUAGUCAAACUGUUGCUCCAUUUACUCAAUAUAAACAACAGAUGGCAUUUUCAGAUACCGGUAUUUGGCCGUGUUUAUCUGUUGUGGACAAUGGACGCAAUGGAGUUUUCAAUCAUCUUAAUUCGGUUGUAGGAACAGUCAAAUAUUCUGAUUCUAUAGAAAACUGUUUACAAUAUGUUUCUAAUAAUCGUGAAGAUCCACACUUAAUUGUUAUCUGUGAUCUAACAAAGAUUGAAUAUCUACCCAUAUUAAUUCGUUCGUAUGUACGAAACAUAUAUAUCUAUUGUCCGAAUAAAUCUCUAAAUGAAUAUUGUGCAUGGAGUGAAAGAUAUCCAAAUGUUGUUUCUGUAUUACAACAUAUUGAUAGUCUUACUCGUUUGAUUCUUUGGGACUUAUCUGCUUGUAUUGUGGAUAUUGGAAAUUAUUAUGAUAAUGAAAAUCAGAAAAAUUUGGCUCAAACUCGAUAUCGUUACGCGUAUCGUCUUCAUAUUAUUAUUCGAGAAGAUUUAAACAACCGACCACAAAUGUUUGGAGGCAACGAUCAAUAA